GUCGUCGGUAGACGGCAGGCCGUGGGCGCCGCGCCGCAUUCACAUUGCCACCCCGGCUCUACCAACAAACAUUGUAGCACGCAAAGCAAAGUGACGCACCAGUCCUAUUCAUCUUCAGAAUUGGAAUGAACUGGCGGGGUGGGGUCAGGGACGGGGCUGGGCUGCUGGGGGCGGGGGCGGUGGCUUUCCGGAGGCACGGGCCCCAGCGGCAGUGGACCAAGUACCUGACCGGCCUGCGUCAGUCGCUAGACACCUACCUCACCGGCGCCCAGGCGGCGCAGUGGGCGGCGGCGCGGGACCGCAAGGAGGCUGUGGGCGCCGCUUUCAAGGCAGAUGAACAGAUCGACUACGCCUCCGGUGACGUGGUGCACCUGUACGGGCUGUACGACGCCCUGCACCUGGUGUCACGUGACACCUGGCGGCGGGUGCUGCAGUUCAGCCAGAACCGGGUGAACGACAGCUGCAAGCCGCUGCAUCUGUCGGUGGGCGGUCAGCUGCAGGGCAGGGAGCGGGCCCUGGCACCGAAGGGGCUGUGAGCUAGCGCAGCAGUGAGAUAGCAUGAAUACCGCAUGGUAUGUGUGACAGGUGCUGCAGCCCACUGCAGCAGGCAAGCACGGAUGCAAGCUCUUUUAGAAAGAUGCUGCUGUGCAGUGGAAUGCAGGCGGGUAUGACACUUCGUGGCCUCGGUCAUGUACGGGUAGUGUAGAUUAUCACAGAUUGCGGCUUUGGUCGUGUAUAUAUUGGUAUUUAUCACAGAUUGUGGUCUCGGUAAUGUAUUGGUAUUAUCACAGCUUGUGGUCUCGGUCAUGUAUUGGGUAGUGUAAGUUAUCACAUAU
Messenger RNA from Chlamydomonas reinhardtii, 836 nucleotides. RefSeq lists its product as uncharacterized. The transcript is spliced from 4 exons. Lineage: Eukaryota; Viridiplantae; Chlorophyta; Chlorophyceae; Chlamydomonadales; Chlamydomonadaceae. Bases 126 to 536 code for a protein of 136 amino acids. The record is from RefSeq and is a predicted model, not a curated record.